Messenger RNA from Colletotrichum orchidophilum, 2223 nucleotides. RefSeq lists its product as uncharacterized. Bases 1 to 2223 code for a protein of 740 amino acids. The transcript is spliced from 2 exons. The record is from RefSeq and is a predicted model, not a curated record. Lineage: Eukaryota; Fungi; Ascomycota; Sordariomycetes; Glomerellales; Glomerellaceae. Gene Ontology annotation, biological process: regulation of DNA-templated transcription; DNA-templated transcription. Gene Ontology annotation, molecular function: zinc ion binding; DNA-binding transcription factor activity, RNA polymerase II-specific; DNA binding.
AUGGCGGCGACCGAAAGAACCUCGGCCGAGGAGCCUCCGCCCGCCGACUCCGGUCCGGCGCCGAAACGUCGGAAGCUGCGCAAGGGCACCCAGAGCUGCUGGGAGUGCAAGCGACGCAAAGCCCGCUGUACCUUUUCACCCGCCACGCAGGAUGUCUGCGAUGGCUGCAAGCGCCGCGGCAGUGACUGCGUCAGCCAGGCGGCCACGGAUCUGCCGCCCCCGCCCGGCGGUAACAAGCACAUUGUGGAUAGACUCGGCCAGGUCGAGGCACUGGUGAGACAGCUGCUCAAGUCGGGAAACCAGAAUGACCAUCCGCUCGAAGAUCGGCUCGUCACCCAAGCUGAGCCUCACGACCGGGUCAGGACUCAUGGAACCACGCCGAGGCGGUCGGCUUCACCCGUCGGCCCCUUCACCGCAACCUGCCAAUCCCAUCUUUCGGAGUCGCUCAAUGGCGAGACUCAGUUUGAUGAUACUGUAAUCGAUACACCUCCCCAAGAGAGUGCCUCGCCAGAACGUCCACUGGUCGUCCCUACCAACCCUGGUGUAUCCAAUACAGAGGGACAUGAUGCCAUCUCCAGAAAGCUUCUCGCUGCAUGGCCAAGCCAGGAAGACAUGGCCAUCAUCUUAGCAAUCCCCGUGGAGACUUCGCAAAUCAUCCGAGCGGUCAUUUGCACCAGGUCAAGUUCAAACCCGUCGUUAUUCCCGUCAUCCACAGCUUUGCUGCAGCUACCGCCGACCGGGUCACAUCCGGCUCUCAUCGCGAGAAGCCUUUUGGUACUGGCUUCCUUCCUCCAGGGUAUGCCAUUCCCUUCAGCCCAUCACCUGGAGAAACUCAGCUCCAGCUGGUAUGACAUCAUGUCGCGGGCAGUAAAGACGGUCCACGACUUGGUCACUUGCAAGGACGAGCUUGUAGAUUCACUAGAAGGUCUCGAAUGCGUCAUGCUGGAAGGUCUCUACGAGAACUACGCCGGCAACCUUCGGACUUCGUGGCUUGCCGGACGCCGGGGAGUCGCGAUUGCGCAGAUGCUCGGCCUCAGUCGGGGUGUCAAGCCGCGGUCCCUCGUCGGCUCAGUGAUUGAACCGAAUGAUCUUUGGUUCCGACUCGUGCAAUUCGACCGUUACCUCUCACUCAUGUUGGGCUUGCCGCAGAGCUCACUCAACGAUGUCUACGCCCGCCCAGAUGCCUUGGAAGGUUGUCCGGCACUGGAUCGGUUUCUCCGCCUUUGCACCGUCGCUUGCGGGCGCUUGUUACAACGGGAUCCCUCGGACAUAUACGACUACGAAAAGGCCAAGGACAUAGACAAAUUACUACAAGAAGCCUCGACCGUGAUGCCAGCACAGUGGUGGGUCACUCCGACCUUGGCCUCAGAAACGGGCCAUCUGGAAAAGAUUCGCGAAACGUUGCGGUUCAACGACCACUUUAUGUACUAUCAUCUCCUCCUGCAGCUGCAUUUCCCGAAUGUUCUUCGCCCGCUAUCCGAGUGUGACUACGUCUACCACCGAACGACAGCAGUGACGGCGAGUCGCGAAAUCCUUUCUAGGUUCCUGUCCUUCCGCGCAACGCGACCCGCGCGAUACUAUUGCCGCGGAGCCGACUUGAUAGCAUUCCUGUCGUCCACUGCCUUGUGUCUGGCACACAUCUGUGACGCUCCUCGAGGGGCUACUGACGAGAAGGGCUUUCACUUUUUCGCACAUCAGCGGCUGAGUGACCGUGGAAUGCUGGAGCAGGCUCUGGCCGUGAUGCAGGAGCUCGUGGACCAGCAUGACGAUGAGAUCGCGACAAGAGUGGCCACCCUUCUCAAACAUCUGCUGGCUAUUGAGAAUGAUGUGGCAUCGGGAGAGAGGUAUACAGUCGCAUUUUCGCCAGAGACUCACCUGGAUGACGACCUAGGCUACCGUGUUAAGCUGACGCAUAAUGACACUGUCCUGAACAUUUGUCUUCCUCAUUUUUGGGUCAUCAAAAUUGAGCGGCAACGUUUCGAUGGAACGCCAAGACUGAUAGGUGCGAACUUGCAACCUCUCACCGAUCGCUGUGCCCGAGAUAAACUCGCAACGUCAACUGAAGGUCAAGGCACCGUCGUUCCGCGGGCUGAAGUCAAGGAACCGGGGGAACUUGCGCAGUGUUCAACUGAAGAAAGUUGGGCUCUGGAGAAUUUGGAUUUUACCUUCUUGGACAGUUACAUAGAGGGGAGCUUGGGAAUGGGUACUGAAACCAUACAAUAG